UCCUGCGUGUGACCCACGGCUGGUUAGCCAACAAGCUAACUAACGUUGCUUCUCACUAACCGGCGCGGCGUUGUCGUUGUGUUUACAUUUUGUUUGUUUUUUUUCCCCGUACUGUUAUGUGCAGACGUGACUAUCGUUGAAAUUACGGAUUAUCUGCACCUCUCCUCGGCUGACCGGGAGCCGCCAUGGAAUGCCGUGUGCUGUCCAUACAGAGCCAUGUAGUCCGGGGAUAUGUGGGCAACAAGAGCGCCUCUUUCCCAUUACAGGUUUUAGGGUUUGAGGUGGACUCCAUUAACUCUGUCCAGUUCUCCAACCAUACAGGUUAUUCCCAUUGGAAAGGCCAGGUGUUGACAGCAGACGAGCUCCAUGUUCUUUAUGAGGGAAUCAAACUGAACAACGUGCACCACUAUGACUAUGUUUUAACAGGGUAUACCAGAGACACAUCCUUCUUGGAGAUGGUGGUGGACAUUGUUCAGGAGUUAAAGAGAGCCAACCCCAACCUGGUGUAUGUAUGUGACCCCGUCCUGGGUGAUCACGGAUCUAUGUAUGUUCCUCAGAAUCUUUACCCGGUCUAUAAGAACAAGGUGGUUCCUGUUGCUGACAUUAUUACUCCUAACCAGUUUGAGGCUGAAUUAUUGACAGGGAAAAACAUCAGCACAGAGAAAGACGCUGUAGAGGUAAUGGACCUUCUCCAUGCUAUGGGCCCAGACACAGUGGUCAUCACCUCCUCUGAUCUGCCCUCCAGACUGGGAGACCGCUUCCUGGUGUCGCUGGGCAGCCAGCGACAUGUUCGUCCAGACGGCAGCAGGACAACACAGAGAGUUCGAAUAGAAGUUCCCAAAGUGGACGCCGUCUUCGUAGGAACCGGAGAUUUGUUUGCUGCUAUGCUGCUAGCGUGGACACACCACCACCCUAAUGACCUAAAGACGGCCUGUGAGAAGACUUUUUCAGUGAUGCACCAUGUUAUCCAGAGGACCAUAUCUUAUGCUCACGAGUUAGCAGGUCCUGGUCGGAGGCCCAGUCCGCCCCAGCUGGAGCUGAGGAUGGUUCAAAGUAAAGCUGACAUAGAGGACCCUGCUAUAGUUACGGAGGCCACAGUCAUAUCCUAACAUUACCGACCCAUAAGACUCAUACUAACCAUGUCCUCUUCACCCGUAAAUCUCUCAAAUCCUGUAUCUCGGUAAAUCUCUCAUCACUGUAAACCUUGAUUGUCAUUUCCAAACUUCAACACCUCAUCAUCCAGACUCCUCAAACCCCUUAGUAUUGUAACCCCUUUAGUCCUUUUACCCUAAAACCCUCUACCCCUUUAACUCCUGUAACUCCUACGCCCCUUGACCCUCACCCUGUUUUGGAACCAGAGCCAUGGAUAGACAGAAGGUUUGGUCUGGUUGGACUGUGGCGGCCUCUUGCUGCCUCUUCUCUGACAGGCUAUGUGAGUGGAAUGCACGGCUGCUUUAUGGAAAGCUGUAGGCUUUAAAAAAAACAAAACAAAAAAAGAGUGUUGUAGGGAUGAUUGGACAGUUAUAAAAAAAAAAAAAAGACCCUGAAAAGUCCAGUCAUUACCGAUUGUUUUGGAGAUGUAUUCAGAUGUGGGCAAAGGCGAUGCCAUAUUUAUUACAGGAAAGUUGGAGUAGACCCUGAAGUACUACUAGGACUGUAGUUAUUACUCCAGGGUGUUGUUAUUAAACUCUUUAGUGGGGAGUGGAAAGUUGGGAGUGAAUACAGAAACUGUGAACAGGGAGCAAGAAUAAAGAAACUAACUGAGAGGAGGAGAUGCUGUCAGGAGUAUUUUUACCCACUGUGAAUUCACAUUUAAAAAUAUGAACAGGCACUUGCUGUAUUAAUACUUGUAACAAACCUGGGUAACUUCCUCGUUUACUUAACAACAACAACACAUGGUUGUGUUCUGGCUUUGUUUGCAAAGAAAAUUUGUCGUGAGGUUCUAACGCAGUGGGAAUGAUUUGUAGUUGCAUUUGGAAACAAAAAACUCUGCAACAUGUUUUUAUUCAAAAGUGAUAGAAAGUAAAACUCCAGCUACUGAAUGUUACUGUUUCUUAAAACUCCAAAAACUCUACCUCUAAAUUAGUAGAUAUGAACUUGCCUACUUUAUUGCUCUAUUACUGCCACUCAACUCACAUACUCUCUUUAUUUUUGACAGUGUUGCACUCUGGCGAUGGUCCUCCACACCAGUUGCCAGGUAACAAGAUUGCAUCGGUGGUACUGUAAAACUGUAAUAAUCAAACACUGUUUAUCUAUGGCUCUACCCACCACUGUUUUGACCCCCUCCCCGUCUUACAGCAGUGAUGUAAUGGUGACCAAGUCUAACCCCCCGAGACCCCUUGACAAUAAUAACAAAGGAAAAAAAAAAACGCACAAUGUAUAGUUGAUGUAUAGAUGUUGUACUAUAACUGUAUUGGACCAUCUGUAUGAUAUCUUCUAUCUGAUCUGUCUCUUGGACCAUUGUGUUGAUGCUACUGUACUAUAGACCACACGCACUACAAUAUCACCCAAACCAGAGACAUCUGGGAUGGUUCUGGCACUGUGGGAGGCUCCAGUGGCUCCAGUCGUUGUAACUUGUUAGUAAUAGGUAACUGUCUAAUAGUCAUAGUAAAUGGUUGAACCUCCUUCAUCUCAACAUAAAGAAACAUGGGCAACCUAAGCUGUGUGAGCUGUCCCUGGCCGAUUUCACGUACGUUAGACCAAUCAGAAAUCGGCUACCUCGGUGCCAGAACCAACCCGCAUCAUGCCGGGCGGUUCCCGGCCCAGCUCUGGCCCAGAACCCUAUAUCUGAGAGUUGUGCCACUGAAUUUACUGGAGGCCUCAAGAAGUCGUAAAAGGAGACUCUCCGCGUCAGAGCAGGAGACUUCCCCCACGUCCAGUAGCAGCUCUGCAAAUGUUUGUUGUAGAAAAUGUAUUUUCGGUUCACUUCACACUCCUCUGUGGUCACAGUAACAGAAAUGAUGCCAGCAGGUCGAGUUUCAAUACCAAGAGUUACAUUUUUAAAUUAAAUAUAAGAUUAAGGAUCUACAAUACUGUCAGCGUAAACUGAUGCCUAUUUGAAAUGACUGUUUGCAGCUUGAAUACUACUAUUAUUAUACUGUCAAAGCACAUGCUGUUUGUGAACUAACCUCUCCAGUUAGAUCAGCAGAUGUUUUUAAUACUGCAACGAAAGUUUUGAUUUCAGAAAAUCAAACAUUACACACAGCACUCACUGUUCAACAGACAGGGCCAUCCUGAUCAAAUCCACAAUCUGGUUUCCUCAUAGCUAACUAGCCACUAAACUAGCUAACUUCCUGCCUUCAAGCAGUCGUGUUGUCUUCCCCAUCGUUACCAGCUGUUUUGAUACUGCACAGUCAAUAAAAACACUUCAGUUAUGCGAAGAAAUGAUGCCGGACAGAGGAAUCUUAUGGUUGAAUGAAUAAUUCUAAAUGGCCAUCAUAUUCUGAGUUUCACAGUGGAGUGUGACAGGACAGAGGUGAAGAGAACAUGACAUGCGACAGUGGUAAUGAGCCGGUUUCAGACCAAUGAUGUUGCGAGAACUUGGCAUGUGCCUUAGCCCGCUGAGCUACCAGGGCACCACAGGAAAUGAGAUUUUAAUGAGAAUUUUUUAACAUUUUUAAGUUACCUCCCAAUCCUUUUCCCCCCUCGUUGCUUCCUGAUUUGAAUGUUCAGUAAUCUUUUAACAGCAGGAAACAGUUUCAGCUAACUUUGCUUGGCAACAACAUACAGUUUUGGAAACCAAAUAACUGGAGGCUUUAAAAAAAAGAAAGAAAGAAAACAAAAGAAAAGAAAAAGAAAAAUCCAGAUGCCAUCAGUGUCCCACCUGAGCUGGAUGUAAGGUUCUGGGCAGGCCAGUGUAAUUCUGUACUGCUGUUGUUUCUCUAUGGACUGUACUGUGAUACUGCCUUAGGAACCUAACAUCAUAACACCACAAUACUGCUCACUGAGGGAGAGGUGGACAGGGAGGAGGAGGGGGUGGGAAGGAAACAUGAGAUGUCUUAAAUGUAGGUCUUUGUGACUGCACAUUUCUGUUCUGCAGUGUGGCUGAAAUGAGGAGGAAAUGAGAUCGCAUAUGUUUAGAGUUUCUGUUUGAAUCUAUAAAAUAUGUUUUUAGGGCUGCAAGUAAGGAUUUUUUUCAUUAUUGAUAUAAAAUGGUUUGAUUAUUCUUUCAAUUAACCAAUUAAUUGUUUGGUUAAUAAAUUGACAGAAAAAUGACAAAAAUAAU
Molecule: messenger RNA, 4225 nt
Organism: Seriola dumerili (greater amberjack)
Lineage: Eukaryota; Metazoa; Chordata; Actinopteri; Carangiformes; Carangidae
Gene: pdxkb
Product: pyridoxal kinase-like
Exons: 11
Coding region: 186-1109 (307 amino acids)
Biological process (GO): pyridoxal 5'-phosphate salvage
Cellular component (GO): cytosol
Molecular function (GO): pyridoxal kinase activity
Source: RefSeq, a predicted model, not a curated record